UACAAGAUGGGGGGGAGGGAAGACUUGGAGGCCGAGGGGCUUCGACCCAGCUGAGAAACGAAGAGCCGCUGGCAGCGCCGAUCUCCCCAGCGCGCAGGUUUUAAGAACUUUAGCUCUCAAAAUGGGCAGAAUCUUCCUAGAUCAUAUCGGCGGUACCCGUCUGUUUUCAUGUGCAAACUGUGAUACGAUCCUUACCAACCGCUCAGAACUCAUCUCUACUCGGUUCACAGGCGCUACUGGUAGAGCGUUUCUUUUUAACAAGGUAGUUAACUUGCAGUACAGUGAAGUUCAAGAUCGGGUCAUGCUCACUGGCCGCCACAUGGUUCGAGAUGUGAGCUGCAAAAACUGCAAUAGCAAACUGGGAUGGAUCUAUGAGUUUGCUACUGAAGACAGCCAGCGUUAUAAGGAAGGCCGUGUGAUCCUGGAAAGUGCACUAGUUCGAGAGAGUGAAGGCUUUGAGGAGCAUGUACCAUCUGAUAACUCUUGAAGAAAAAACGAUAAAUCCGUCUUUUCCCAGGUCUCCUUCACUGAAAACAGAAAUCUACUUACAUACACUGUCACCUUAGCAUCAGAAUCGGAUUCAUGAACUGCAAACAAGAGGGUGUGAGAAUCUGAGAUGGAACCUUUCUUUCUUUCUUUUCAAUUUUGUAUUUCCCAUCCAACAGCAGUUUGUAGAGAGAAUUUUUGCAGAUGCCGUUAAUUUUUUCCUUUUGUUUACAUCUUGAGGCAGAUGAGUCUGCAGUUAUGUGGUGGGCUGUGUGAGGGGAAACUUGGCCCCUACAGUGAAAAGGAGUGUUUUUUGUACAUUUUGCGUGGAGAAUAUGUCAAGAGCAUGGUUUUUAAAUUUAUUUGGGCUUUGUUUUAACUUUCUUUUAAACCCAGUUAUUUCACUUAAUUUGCUAGCUUCAAGAAGAGAUCCGAAUCUGUGCCCAGCGCUGGAGGCUCAGUGUUAGUGUGGCUUGUGCUGGCCAGUGUGCCA
Molecule: messenger RNA, 979 nt
Organism: Alexandromys fortis (reed vole)
Lineage: Eukaryota; Metazoa; Chordata; Mammalia; Rodentia; Cricetidae
Product: protein yippee-like 5
Exons: 1
Coding region: 122-487 (121 amino acids)
Cellular component (GO): ubiquitin ligase complex
Source: RefSeq, a predicted model, not a curated record